This is a messenger RNA of Leptosia nina, 1392 nucleotides long. NCBI's taxonomy places the organism in Eukaryota, Metazoa, Arthropoda, Insecta, Lepidoptera, Pieridae. The record is from the annotation of a GenBank genome assembly.
AUGUGUAAAGAUCUAAGUGAAAAUGAGAGAAAUAUACGAGCUGUAUUUAUUCAAAAAAUAUUGAAUAAACAAAAACACUUUGAGGGCAGAAUAAAACUUGUUGGAGGAAGUGACAAGUUUGAAGGUAACGUGUACAUCCAUCAUGCUGGAAGAUGGGGGGCUGUAUGUGAUGACUCUUGGGACAAUGCAGCAGCCAAGGUCGUUUGCCGUACCUUUAAUAAGACUGGUGAAGCCACUCAUGGGAGUCAAUAUGGAGAAGCGAUUGAAAAGUUCUGGAUGGACGAUGUGGUGUGCGAAGGUACUGAGACAUCGAUCAGUAACUGCAUAUUUUCGGGUUGGGGCACCUCUGACUGUGAAUCGAGCGAAGCAGCUGGUGUUAUAUGCCAUAAUAAAGUGGUACCUGAAGUCAUUGACGCUGAAUCAAGAUAUAUACAUGAAGUGAUUGAUGCCAGCAGUACUAGCUUGAGAUUGGCUGGUGGUAGAAAUAACUUGGAAGGGAGAGUAGAGAUAUACUACAAUAAUACAUGGGGCAGCAUCUGCCCGGAUGGCUGGACACUGUACGAAGCAUCCGCAGUCUGCCACCACCUUGCUUUAGGUCAUGCUGUACAGGCACCACAAAGUGACUUUUUUGGUGGCUCCAAGAUCGUUCUCAGCGGUGUCGAAUGCCAGGGGAAUGAGACGAAUUUGUUUACAUGCAAACAUAGGGCGCUUGGUGACGUUGUCUGCCCUGGAGAAAAAGGUGUCAUCUGCACCAACCACCUAGCCGAUCUCCAACUGGACACAAAAGCUAUAGAAAUGUCAGCUCAUUUGAAAGACUCCACUUUGUAUGAGCUGCAGUGUGCAAUGGAAGAGAACUGUUUAAGUAAAUCUGCAUAUGAGAUCCAGAAAACGAACCCCAACUGGCAGUUCGAGACUCGGAGGUUACUGCGUUUCACGGCUUCGUCAUUAAACAUAGGAAAUGACGACUUCAGGCCAUAUUUACCUAAACAUUUAUGGCAGUGGCAUCUCUGUCAUAAGCACUAUCACAGUAUGGAAGUGUUUGCAACCUUCGACGUGCUGGACAGCGACGGCCAAAGAGUCGCAGAAGGCCAUAAAGCCUCCUUCUGCUUGGAAGACAACGAGUGCCGCCCGGGGAUCGAGAAGAAAUACUCUUGUGCUAAUUAUGGAGACCAAGGUGUUUCAGUAAACUGCUCAGAUAUAUACAGAUAUUAUUUGGACUGCCAGUGGGUAGAUGUAACGGACGUCGAACCAGGAGACUAUAGUUUUAAGGUCGCAGUAAACCCACACGCUCGGAUCGCCGAACAAAGCUACCACAAUAACGCCGCGUCGUGUUCACUACGCUUAACUGACACUUACGCCGUUGUGUACGGGUGCAGUUUGGGAAGACCUUAA